AGAAAUGUCAUCUGUUCGCGGUGGACAGUCAUGGCGUCAUACGUUGCAGUCUGCAGACCACAACGAGAUGCGAGGUUAUACUUCUCAAUAUAUAGAGAUAUAAGGUAGAUACGUAGAUAUAUGCAUUGUCUUUGAAUCCGUUUAUUUUCAAAGUUCUAUACUUCGUAUUCAAACGAGUGUUGAAAAAUGCCUGUUCUUCCAUCAUUGGAGAAUUCCUCCUUCGACGCGGACAUCCGCGACCGGCAUCUCAUCUACGACUAUGCAGCGCACGACGCGGCGGGGAACCCAGAGAAAUGGCGGUACGAAAUGUGGUUCUUCAACGAGGAUCGCAUCGUGUACGCCAUUCACGGCGGGCCGAUGGCCGGGCGCCGUAACUUCCAGACGGCCACGUACCAGUGCGUCCGGCCCGGCGAGCUGUGGCAGUGCAGCUGGCUCGAGGAGACGGGCACCAUCUGCUCGAUGGUGUACGAUAUCCCUAACGGGCGGAUCAGCACCUUGAUUGGCUUCUCCAAGGGCCACUGGGAGAAUGCAGAGAUGGCACACGGCGACAAGCGCAACCCGGCCGAUUUCGAGCGGUGGCGAGGGUUGGCGAAACUCGGUGUCCAAACCGACCGGCAUAUGCUCAGCGAGCAGGCGGAAAUCCUGCAGGAUUUCCGGGGACCGGGGGAUUUGAAACCCAUUGAUAUGAGUUGGCCGACUUUGUAGCGGCCUUGGUCCUGUGGAUGUAUCUGGUCCGCCAGAUUAAUCAUCGAUGUAUUUUUAUCGUGAUGAUGCUAGACUUCGCGGCGUUGGAUCAGGGGUCGAUUAUUUGUUGGAAAUGAAAAGUCCUGUCUGGCCGGAAAAUGCUAAAAAUCCAUGAGCCGUUUGUUUUUGAACUUGUCGAUAGCAACUUC
Messenger RNA from Penicilliopsis zonata CBS 506.65, 893 nucleotides. RefSeq lists its product as hypothetical. Gene Ontology annotation, molecular function: carboxy-lyase activity. The coding region runs from base 187 to 705 and encodes 172 amino acids. The transcript is spliced from 2 exons. Lineage: Eukaryota; Fungi; Ascomycota; Eurotiomycetes; Eurotiales; Aspergillaceae. The record is from RefSeq and is a predicted model, not a curated record.